AGUAGAGUCAAGAGCAGGGGAAGCGGACGCCUGCGCAGAGAGGGCGUGAUCGUCUGCUCCCCGCCCUUCUGUGCCAGGCCGCGCCAGCGCAGUUAAGAUCGAGCAGAAGACAACGCCUGCGCGGCAUUGGCAAAGGAGGCUGUGGCAAUAGCGGCAAUGGAAUCAGCGGAACAGCUGAACGAGUUAGUGUCAGCCGAGGGCCGAAACCGGAAGGCGGUGCUGUGCCAACGUUGUGGCUCCCGGGUGCUGCAGCCAGGGACCGCCCUCUUCUCCCGCAGACAGCUUUUCCUUCCCUCCAUGAGAAAGAAGCCCACACUGGCUGAUGGCAGCAAUCCUGAUGGUGAUCUCCUACAAGAACACUGGCUGGUUGAUGACAUGUACAUCUUUGAGAAUGUGGGCUUCACCAAGGACGUGGGCAAUAUCAAGUUUCUGGUCUGCGCAGACUGUGAAAUUGGACCAAUUGGUUGGCAUUGCCUAGAUGACAAGAAUAGUUUCUAUGUGGCCUUGGAACGGGUUUCCCAUGAGUGACUUAGGGGAGGGGACCUCAGCUCCACCCCCAGCUAUAAAAACUACUCCCUAAACAAGAACUGGCAUUUAACCUGGUAUAUUGUUCUGUGGCCUUCUCUGUACUAAUACAAAGUUACGUGAGUACCAGGAGGUACA
Molecule: messenger RNA, 663 nt
Organism: Orycteropus afer afer
Lineage: Eukaryota; Metazoa; Chordata; Mammalia; Tubulidentata; Orycteropodidae
Gene: RABIF
Product: RAB interacting factor
Biological process (GO): post-Golgi vesicle-mediated transport; small GTPase-mediated signal transduction
Cellular component (GO): cytosol; membrane
Molecular function (GO): guanyl-nucleotide exchange factor activity; zinc ion binding
Source: RefSeq, a predicted model, not a curated record